AAAUGUCUAACCAUUGCGUCAGCGUGCAAUCUCGUGUUUCGGACGAAUUUCCUUAAAGAAAACACCAUCGCCAUUUUGCCUCCACACGGCUAUCAUCCAGGAAUCAAGCAAUCCAACAUCGCCUUGAAAUGGUUAUCUUACACAGCCGAGAAGAAUGACGUGUACAUUCGACAUAAACGGAAUGGUGGAGAGAAGACUGUUGGUCAAUAUUCCUUGGAUGGCUAUGAUGAGGAAACACAUACAGCAUAUGAAUUCCAUGGCUGUUUCUGGCACGGUAAGUUUUCCAGAGGGUCAGUUUUUUACAUAGGUACAGUACUUUAACGAAAUUUUUUUUUUUUACAGGGUGUUUGAAAUGUUAUGCACGAGACACCGUCAACAAGGUCAGCGAAAAGACCAUGCAUGAUCUCCAUCAAGCCACCAUGGAAAAGACCCAGUACCUUAAAGAUCGUGGCCUCCAUGUUGUCGAAAUGUGGGAGUGCGACAUGAAGAAAGAAUUGGAACACGAUGAAGACAUGAAACAGUACUUCGAGGAUUACGAUGUGGUGGAUCCUUUGGAACCACGACAUGCUUUCUAUGGUGGUCGAACCAACGCAACGAAACUCUUCCACGAAUGCAAGGAAGAUGAGAAGAUAAGGUAUGUUGUUAGUGCACCCCAGUAGAUCUAGGAACGGGAGUCUAAUGUCCAUUUUUCGUUCAGGUACGUCGACUUCACCAGUCUCUAUCCCUGGUGUAACAAGAUGACCAAAACGGUCAUUGGUCGGCCUCGUAUCAUCACUGAAAACUUUGAUGAUAUUACCACGUACUUUGGCUUGAUCAAGUGCACGGUAUUACCACCUCGUGGACUUUUCCAUCCAGUCCUUCCCUAUCGAACCCAGGGCAAACUGAUGUUUCCUCUGUGCAAAGCCUGUGCUGAUACGUGUAACCAAGCCCCUUGUACUCAUUCCGAGCGUGAAAGAGCUAUCCAGGGAACCCGGUGCAGCGUGGAACUAGAGAAAGCCCUGGAGAAAGGUUACCAUAUCCUCCAAAUGCACGAAGUGUGGCAUUUUCCCGAAACCUCCGACGCGCUGUUCAAGGAUUAUGUGGACACUUUCCUCAAAAUCAAGCAAGAAUCCAGUGGUUAUCCCAAGAAUUGUGUCACUGAGGAACAGAAACAGCAGUACGUCGACGAAUACUUGGCAGUCGAAGGUAUACAGCUAGACCGAGAAAAGAUCGAACACAAUCCUGGGAUGCGUGCACUGUCCAAACUGAUGUUGAAUUCGUUUUGGGGUAUGUAUUUUUUAAACGGUAAUGUUCUCGCAAGGACGGCUAGGUAA
Molecule: messenger RNA, 1313 nt
Organism: Paramuricea clavata
Lineage: Eukaryota; Metazoa; Cnidaria; Anthozoa; Malacalcyonacea; Plexauridae
Source: the annotation of a GenBank genome assembly